This is a messenger RNA of Plectropomus leopardus (leopard coralgrouper), 2772 nucleotides long. RefSeq names its product claudin domain-containing protein 1-like. The record is from RefSeq and is a predicted model, not a curated record. Gene Ontology annotation, cellular component: membrane. Lineage: Eukaryota; Metazoa; Chordata; Actinopteri; Perciformes; Serranidae.
CACCCCACCACCCAAAAUAGACCCGUGCAAUUUGGAUUUGCACGCGAGUGCUACCUCGGACGCUAUCUGCUAUCUUAAAACACGGGCAUUUUUGACUUUCUCCGGUGGGGACUCGAGGUUGUUAUACUGCAGACUAACUGUGUGAUAAGCUAUCUGUCGCAGCGUUGGGCCACCCACCAUCUGUGGAAGUGGGACAAGGGAACAGAUGGCGCAUCCGAGCCGGCCUGCAGGGCUGCUGACUGUUAGGACAGCACUGGAGAGGAGUAUCAAUCAUUAAACUGAAAGGCUGUCGCUGGCUAUUGCGUGGUAUAUUUUGCAGACUGGAUGAUGCCAGAGUGACUUGAAUAACGGUGUCUGUAGGGAGGCGUUGCAUUUCGAGCAAAUUGAUGCGCGACGAUCCGACCACUUGCAUCAACUUAAUCCCUUUUGACGUGUGUCUGGCUCGGUAAACAAUGGUUGACAAUCGCUACGCUACAGCUCUGGUCAUCGCCUGUGUGCUGAGCAUACUGGCCACCGUGUAUCUAUCGGUGGCCAUCGGGACGCAGCACUGGUACCAGUACAGCAGCCCCACCGUGCGCGGAGACGCCAACGUGUCCGAGGUGCGCUCCCUGUAUGAGGAGUUCAUGGAUGGGGAGUUUGAUGAGAAAACCUACAGCGACACCCUAUUCCGCCUUAACGGGACCGUGGGCCUCUGGUGGCGGUGUGUGCUCGUUCCCGCCAAUGCUAACUGGUACAAAGAGCCAGAUGCCAAGAUGAUGCUGGAGUGUCGAAGCUUCACUCUACCUCAGCAGUUCACUCCCAAGUACAAAGAACCAGGAAACCACAACAGUGGAGAGGACAUGCUGCGCACCUACUUGUGGCGGUGCCAGUUUCUGCUGCCACUGGUGUCCUUGGGUCUGGUGGUGUUGGCAGGCCUGACUGGGUUCUGUGCCUGCCUCUGCAGAAGCCUCACCCCCACCCUCGGCAUAGGAUUACUUCACCUGCUGGCCGGCCUCUGCACCUUAGCCACAGUGUGCUGCUACCUGGCGGGGAUGGACCUGCUCCACAGGGUGUCAAUGCUGCCUGAAAAGGUGGACGGCUCUCUGGGCUGGUCCCUCUACUUGGCCCUUAUUUCGUCGCCGCUCCACAUGAUGGCCGCCGCGCUGCUGGUGUGGGCAGCACGCAGCCACAGUCAGAACUACUACCGCAUGACCGCCUACCGGGUGGCAUAGACCAAAAUUCAGCUCUGGAUCUCUGCCCUGUUUAAAUUCAUACCCCACUCUGUCACCAAGAUGCAUUUUAUGAUGAUCUCACAGGAAUGGGAUGUGGGUUAAUCUGUGCAUUUUGCCCUCUGAUGGAUUAAAGUGCAUGCACUCUGUAGAAAUGACCCUAUCUGCUGCAUUAAAAGAUUGGAUUUUUAUCUCUCAAGGGGUUACGGGAGGGGUUUGAAAAAGGUCAACCACACAGAUCUGUAAAGUGCAACAUAUGUUUGUCUCAGAGUAGCUUAAAACCAAGUUGAAAAGCUUCAGAUGUGUCCCAGUUUCAUAUUCCAGGCUCUGAAGAUAUGGUGCGUUCACAUUGGAAAAGUGGAAUAUUAAAGUAAUAGGUAUACUAAAAAUUAUGUAUGUAUGAUGAAUUUGCUUAACUUCUGAGAAUGUUGUUGACUAUUGGCCUUCAAUUGAAUUCCAAUAGCAAUAGAGAAGUUGGGAAAGAAGUCUAGUCAAACUGUCGACGCAACUCUUUAAGGUGGGAAUAGACAAGUUUUUGCUUGAACGUAUCAUUGUGAAGUAAAUGUUGAUUGCACAAUGUAGUGUAGUGCUUUCACUGUGCAAUUCAGUUUCAAUGUCACAGGAAUAUUUAGCCUCGAUUUACAGCAACAAAAGAAAUGCGACAACCAAAACAGGAAGAGAAGAGUGCUUUAAAUUUUCCCUGUAGCUAUUGGUAGCUAUCCCCAGUUUCCAAAAAGUAUUGCUGCAAGUUUUUCGCUGUUACUAUCUCCAGAAAUUGCUGAUGACUGAACAAUCAAAGAAAACUGUGGUGGUAGUUUGGCUCUGAGGAAAACAGAAAGCAAUUCUGCAACAGCGGCGCAACAACAAUACCAUUGGAAAUGCUAGGGGGGAGAAUUUGUCUAUUCCCACUUUAACCAGUGUGUUUGAAAGUCAUUGAUUGAUUUGCUAUGAUGGAGAUAAUUAUACACAGUAGUAUAUAGUAUGUACUAUAUGAGCUUAUGCCAUGGAAGUGGGACACAUCUUUUGUUUCACUGAUCUCUUCAGGUUAAAUAUUUCAAGGCUCUUGCACUUCAGAUCACACCAAGAGUCACAAGUGGGUGUGGUGACAUUCCCCCUUUGUUGCACUUAUAAAAAUACCUGGCAGUAAUUUACAGGCAUACUGGACGCACCCUGAAGAUGUUUAUCUGGCACUGCAGCAAGAAUAAAAAUUUUGUACGCAUCCAUAAGAUAUUUAUGAUGAUAGGUACGCUGUUGUGCAAUCAGUCCUUUACUUCAGCUGCUUCAAAACACAGUCAGGGUUUAUAGGCAUGAUUGAUGAGUACAUGAGCGAGACAAUGACUAUUAUGUAUAUAUGUUCUUGUUAUUGCAAAAAAUAUUUACAUCCCUUUUUUUAAACCUAAGUGACAUUUAUUUAUUCAUGGCCAUUGUUGAGGUCAGACUGUGUUUGCUUAUGAUUUGUCUACCCAAUGCAUUGAUUUCUUUGCUAUUUUUAAACUUUUUUUUAAAAAAAAAAAAACAUUUUGUCUGAUUUUGUAGGCUUUUGUAGACUGAAAAGUUUAAUUUU